CGAUGACGUCAUCACCUGACGAUGACAUGCUAUUUUUUCACGGCAAUUUGUAACUUAUGGUUAACUUUCUCUAGUGUACAACCAAGACAGAUUCGUUAAAAGCUGUGUGACUGUUCAAUUAUAUUUGUUGACAGCGGUUUAUUAAACACCCGACUGUCUUCAUUUACCCAGAAUGCCUCGCUUGCUGGAGUGACUGUGUAGAAUAGCAUCAGCCAGCUAGCUAACUACAUUUGACAUUCAUUAAGUUGUCGCUACUAUGCAUGUUUACUGUAUGAAAUAAGAUAAAAGAGGGAAAUAAAAUAAAAGGGGAAGGCGAAAUCUGUUGUUGUCAAUACACCAGCAAUGCCUCUCUUCACGACCAACCCAUUUGACCAAGAUGUUGAGAAAGCAACCAGUGAGAUGAACACAGCUGAGGACUGGGGCCUCAUUCUGGACAUAUGUGAUAAGAUAGGACAGUCACGCACUGGGCCUAAAGAAUGUCUUCGUUCUGUAAUGAGAAGAGUGAACCAUAAGGAUCCCCACGUGGCCAUGCAGGCACUGACUCUCCUUGGUGCUUGUGUCUCAAACUGUGGCAAGAUAUUCCACUUGGAGGUGUGCUCCAGAGAGUUUGCAAGUGAAGUCAGCAACGUCUUAAACAAGGGCCACCCCAAAGUGUGUGAAAAGCUGAAAGCCCUGAUGGUGGAGUGGGCAGAGGACUUCCGCAACGAUCCCCAACUCAGUCUGAUCUCAGCUAUGAUCAAGAAUCUACGCGAGCAGGGUGUAACUUUCCCAGCUGUCGGGUCCCAGGCUGCAGAGCAAGCAAAAGCAAGCCCUGCUUUAGUGGCAAAGGAUCCCUCCACCUCAACAAACAAAAAAGAAGAAGAAGACUUGGCCAAAGCUAUUGAGUUGUCGCUAAAGGAGCAACGUCAGCAGCCGCAGACCUCCCUGUCGAGCCUUUACCCAAACACUUCCAGCCUGCUCUCCUCAAACAAGUCCGACGGCAGGAAAGUCCGUGCCAUCUACGACUUUGAGGCCGCUGAGGACAAUGAGCUCACCUUCAAGUCAGGAGAAAUCAUCACUAUCCUGGACGAUAGUGACCCCAACUGGUGGAAAGGGGAAACAUACCAGGGAGUGGGGUUGUUCCCCUCUAACUUUGUCACAGCUGACCUCACUGCAGAGCCUGAGAUGAUGAAGACAGAGAAGAAGAGCGUACAAUUCAGUGAGGACAUCCAGGUGGAGACCAUAGAGCCCGAACAAGAGCCUGUAUAUAUAGACGAAGACAAAAUGGACCAGCUACUGCAGAUGAUCCAGAGUGCAGAUCCCACAGACAACCAGUCAGACAGCGUCGAGUUACUACAGUUGGAAGGUGCCUGCAAUCAAAUGGGGCCCCUCAUUGACCAGAAGUUGGACGAUAUAGACAGGAAGCACUCCGAGCUGUCAGAUCUGAAUGUGAAGGUGAUGGAAGCUCUGUCUUUGUAUGCCAAGAUAAUGAAUGAAGAUCCAGUUUACGCCAUGUAUGCCAAGCUACAGAGCCAACAGUACUACAUGCAGCAACCUGCCAACGCAGCACAACAGGUCUACGCUGGUCAGCCUGCAUCAGGUUCGUAUGCCAUGAGCGGUACUACGGUGCAGGGUUACACUGUUCCCAUGGAGCAGCUUCCAGCUGGAACCCCCAUACCUGGUCAGCCAGCUCCCAGUGAUGUUCAUAUGUACAUGGGCCAGCCACCAGUCUACACUGCAGCUCCAGGCAGCAUGGCCCCAGCAGACUUACAGUCCUACCAGCUCCCAGCCCCUGGCCAGGCCCCAGGCAUGACGCAGAUGCCAAACUACAGCACCUCCUCUGGGCCGAGCAUAGCACCUUCCUCAGACCCCUCACAGGCCCCCUACUCAGAGAAAGCCUUGCUAUAGGCCCCCCUGAGCUCACCGUUAUCGCCACACAUACACAUGAACCAGACCUGAUCAAAUAGUGGUCUUAGAUCAUUUAUUUUAUUAUGUUUUAUGAUUAGUUUUAUCAUAGAACACCAGCUGGAUGAAACAAUUCAAAUAGAGUAGACUAAACAACUUGACAGUUGGCACACUUUGAGUUGUUUUAUGUGGCAGAUAAAUAUACAGUUACACUUCUCACUCCAGGUUUAGAAGUGAUCACGAGGGUUUGAUUUGAAGAGCUCCCACCAAGACAUGCAUAGUAUGAAAAUGGACACACUGUGUUCUUUUAAUUGAUGAUGUUUCUGCAUUUUCACUCUUUUUCUCCAUGCCUUUACAUGACUCAGAUGUGAAGACACGGAGGAGCUUUUAUUUGCACUUUUAUCUUCAGUUGCACUUAUUUAAGUUUUGGUCAUUUAAGCCUGAUCACUUCCAAAUCUAGAUAUAUAAGCAAUAUAUGCAUUGUCCAUUUUUUAUGUACGAGAAUUACGAAAAUACGGACUUCUAAAAUAAAGCAUUAACAAAAUUGCUUUGAGAAAACAAGUGUAGCUGUAGCCACUUAUCUAACCUAACUACAAAAUAUAUAUGCAAUUACUAUUUGAUCAAGUGUGAUAUACACACAUGCAUUCCUUCACAUCACCCCUAAACAUGCCCACUGAAGCUACACACAGGAUACAAACACACUACAGACAGGUGUACAGCAGCAGAGACACACCAGUUGGUUCACACAUCCUCAGUCGUGUAUGAUAAUUUACCCUCACUCACACACUAAUAUACCACAGCCUUCUCACCCACUUAAAGCAACUGCAGUGCUAAUCAUGUCUCAAAAAAGGGGCGUCAACUUACAUUUCACCUGACUUUCUUUCUUUCUUUUUUUUUUUUGAUCAGAAAAAGGACUUUUAGCGAUGCUAAAAACGUUGAGUUACUACAUUCUGUAUAUGUGAUCAACUUUUAGAAGUACUGAAAACUGAAGCCACUUUGUUUUUUGGAGGGAAAAAGAAACCAGAGGAAUUGAAGCAUGCACAUGACUCUUGUAUAUACUGUAAUGAACUAGUAGUGAAGCCACAUGAUGACCUCAUGGGUGGGCUGGAUGUUAGCACAGCUCCAAGUGUUUCUCUCAGCCUUAAAGGUGAACUCUGCAGUCAUGAUGUCCCUGCUGAACUAAAGGUGUAAAAGCCAAAGAGAGAAAAAUGGGAAAAAAAAACGCCAGAUAACAAGAUUUUUCUUUUUAUUCUUUUCUUAAGAUUGACUUUUAACAUCAUACUGCAGAGUUUUCCUUUUCAAAAUGAGCAGCUCUUGAUCCUUGUUGGUAGAUGUAGGGUUUGCUUUGUCUCUAUUCAGGGGCUGUACUAACACACUACAGAUUUGGCUACUAAAGGGCAAACUGAACUGCCCGUGUCUUUAAAGCAUCUCUUUAGUCAGUGUUAAAACGUGAAUACUAUGGGUUUUUUUUGUAGUGCAUUUUAAUUUAUGUUUUGAUUAUUGUUAUGCUAUUUUAUAUGAAGAAGCAGUGCAGGAUGUAUGUAUUCAGAGAAAAGUGUAAUAUGUGAUAUUCUGCCUAACUUAGUUGUAUAUUUAAGUCACUCACAUGAGAAUGUUUUCUCAGUAUUUGAUAAUGCUUAUUGUACUGUAGGGUCAAAUGGAUGGUAAUGUGAAAAACUGAUCUAACCUCCCCAUGCAUUUCAAACCUGUCCUUUCUCAGAGCUGUCUAACACUAAAACAAAUUCUACCUGAAGCAGAACUGAAAUACAGUUUUAUGAUUCUGGAAUGCACAGUCAGGAUUUGCAAAACACCUCUUUCUCAAGGUUUCGCUAAAGCUAUCAGUUACCGUGACCCUUUAAGUUGAAAUAUUGUAGAAAGUCUACUUCUCGUAUUAUACUUUACCUACUCUUCCAUGGCUUCUAUGUGUUCAAAGUCUUUGGGAAAAAGUUGAUGUUUAAGAAUACUGACUGGAUUGCAAAACACUGAUGAAACAGGAAAAUGAUUUAUCCGUUGUCUGAUAUUGAACGAUGCUACAUGAAGGAAUUAUGAAGCAGUUUUAAAUAUGAUGAAGUAGAUUUUCCAGUUGCGGGACAAAUUGGUGUUGAUAUGAUAUUUGUGUCAUUUCAAUUUCUCUUGAAAUACUAUAAUUGUGCUCCUCGUUGCCACCCAUGUGCCACCGUAAGAAUAUAAAACAACCCACAACGUGAGCCUUGGUACCUGGGACUUUGCAAAUGUGAAGCCAUUUAAUUCUCCAGAACUUGAUUUUAGCAUUAACAUACUUGAUUUUAAAGAUUAGAAAUAUUUGCUGCCUUUAACUAAGUGCAAGAGUGAAAUAGUGUUAAUCUGUUGGAUCAAAGAGGGCUGUAAAUAUCAAAUAUAUAAAAAGUAGCAGCUAUUCUGGGACCACAGGACCAGGAGCCAGUUAAUCAUCACACAUCAUCCAAAUGUAAAAUCUUGUUGCAACAUAGUGUUGGACUGCAGCCCCGAUGUAACUUUAUUGCACAGGAGUGAGACGCUGCCUGUUUUUAAGUUUUAAACAUCAUUAUUGUAAAGGUUAUAUCUGAACUUGUAUCCUGAUGUUUGUAUGUAUUCUUUUAACCAUACUUAUUAAUUGGUAUUCACAAUAAAACCAGGCCAAAUGUACAGAAUAA
This is a messenger RNA of Sander lucioperca (pikeperch), 4535 nucleotides long. RefSeq names its product signal transducing adaptor molecule (SH3 domain and ITAM motif) 1 (gene stam). The record is from RefSeq and is a predicted model, not a curated record. Gene Ontology annotation, molecular function: ubiquitin binding; phosphatidylinositol binding. The transcript has 14 exons. Gene Ontology annotation, biological process: protein transport to vacuole involved in ubiquitin-dependent protein catabolic process via the multivesicular body sorting pathway. Bases 343 to 1887 code for a protein of 514 amino acids. Gene Ontology annotation, cellular component: ESCRT-0 complex. Lineage: Eukaryota; Metazoa; Chordata; Actinopteri; Perciformes; Percidae.